Fomitiporia mediterranea MF3/22 is the source of this 2538-nucleotide messenger RNA. RefSeq names its product ATP dependent DNA helicase. The coding region runs from base 1 to 2505 and encodes 834 amino acids. Lineage: Eukaryota; Fungi; Basidiomycota; Agaricomycetes; Hymenochaetales; Hymenochaetaceae. Gene Ontology annotation, molecular function: ATP binding; ATP hydrolysis activity; single-stranded DNA binding. The transcript has 5 exons. The record is from RefSeq and is a predicted model, not a curated record. Gene Ontology annotation, biological process: DNA strand elongation involved in DNA replication; DNA replication; double-strand break repair via break-induced replication. Gene Ontology annotation, cellular component: nucleus; MCM complex.
AUGUCUUUCCUCGAUGAACCAGAGACAACCGACCAAGUGCAAGCUGAGCGGGCGCGCUACUUCGAAGAGUUCUUCAACGCGCAGACCGAGCAUUAUGACUACAAGGACAACAUCGCGCGAAUGUUGCGCGAAGACUCGACGCGGCUCAUCGUCAACAUCGACGACUUACGCGACUAUAGACGCGAAUAUGCGGAUGGUCUCUUGAAGGCGCCGACGGAAUAUCUGUCUGCUGCGGAGGAAGCGUUGCUCACGAUCGUGAAGACCGUAUAUGACCCGGAGAAACACGCGCUUGCGGACAAGGGCUACAAGGUCGGCUUCAGUGGGUCGUUUGGUGAAAAUCACGUCUCGCCGCGGACGUUGCGCGCGACGCAUAUCAAUAGGAUGAUAUCAAUUGAAGGAAUCGUCACGCGUUGCUCACUCGUACGCCCGAAAAUGCUCAAGUCGGUGCAUUACUGUCCGAAAACGAAGCAUUUCCAUGCACGUGAAUAUCGCGACGCGACAACGUCAACGUCGAAUCUCCCACCGACUACUUCGUUAACUCCUCAGACAGAUGAUGAAGGGAAUGUACUUGAGACGGAGUUUGGGCUGAGUGUUUUCCGUGAUCAUCAACGGAUAAGUAUUCAGGAGAUGCCGGAACGUGCGCCAGCUGGACAGUUGCCAAGGAGUGUGGAUGUUAUUUUGGAUGAUGACCUUGUGGAUAGGUGUAAACCUGGUGACAGAGUCCAGCUUGUUGGGAUUUAUCGUAGUGUUGGAGGUGGAGGCGCGGGAACCUUCAAGACGCUCUUGCUUGCGAACAAUAUCAACUUGCUGUCUUCCAAAUCAGGAGGUGGAAUCGCUCGCACAGCACUGACCAGUACCGACAUUCGUCAGAUCAACCAGCUUUCAAAACGAUCAAAGAUUUUCGACCUCCUUUCUCAAUCCAUGGCUCCAUCAAUCUACGGUCAUGACUAUAUUAAGAAGGCCAUACUGUUGAUGCUCUUGGGAGGCGCUGAAAAGAACCUUGCAAACGGGACGCAUAUUCGUGGAGACAUCAACAUCCUAAUGGUCGGUGACCCAUCCACGGCGAAGUCCCAGCUAUUGCGUUUUGUACUUGGUACUGCACCUUUGGCUAUUGCAACUACUGGUCGAGGAAGUUCAGGUGUUGGUCUGACUGCUGCUGUUACGACGGAUAAGGAUACGGGAGAGCGACGACUCGAAGCUGGCGCUAUGGUGCUUGCUGAUAGAGGUGUUGUUUGUAUCGACGAAUUCGACAAGAUGUCGGAUAUUGAUCGAGUCGCUAUCCAUGAAGUCAUGGAGCAGCAGACUGUCACUAUCGCGAAAGCUGGAAUCCACACUUCUUUAAAUGCACGGUGUAGUGUUAUCGCUGCUGCCAACCCGGUCUAUGGACAGUACGACGUCCAUAAGGACCCACACAAAAACAUUGCACUUCCAGACUCUCUCUUGUCACGUUUCGAUCUUCUAUUCGUUGUCACCGAUGAUGUAGAGGAAGUCAGGGACCGGAAAAUCGCAGACCACGUCCUGCGCAUGCACCGAUACCUUAAGCCAGGUACAGAAGAGGGCACUCCUGUCCAUGACAGUCUUACUCAGUCAUUAUCCGUGGAUGGACCUACUUCAAAUGACCCCGAUGCAGAAGCAGAGGAGACGAGUCCGUUCGAGAAGUAUGAUCCCCUGCUGCACGUUGGUAUUGGUGUUAUUACGUCCUCUGGAAGGACUCCGGGUAACAAAAAGAAGGAAGUGCUUAGUCUUGCGUUCAUCAAGAAGUACAUCCAGUAUGCGAGAAGCAAGACUGCACCUGUGCUUACCAAGGGUGCUGCGGAGUGGAUUGUAAACGCGUAUGCUAAUUUGCGGAAUGAAGCACCGGAAGGUAACGAACGGAGAACAUCUCCACUCACUGCUCGUACGCUGGAAACUCUUAUUCGUCUAGCUACAGCACACGCAAAGGCUCGCUUGUCUCCAAAGGUGCAGGAACAAGACGCUCAGGUCGCAGAGGAACUUCUUCGAUGGGCGCUCUUCAAGGAGGUGCUUAGGCGUAAAAAGCACAUAAAGAAACGUAAGCUCAAUACGGGUGCAGCUGUUGCUCAUGGCGAAGAUGAAGACGAGGAAGGCGAGGAGGAUGGAGAGGGCUCAGAAGAGGAGGAGGAAGAGGAAGCGACGCAAACAGAUCGCAUGGUUGAGACUAUGGCUAGACAGAAGCAGAAAGAAGUGACGCCUGCACCGGUACAUGACGAUAUGCAGAUGCCGGUUGACCAUCCACCCGCUGGACCGACGGAAGAUGGCAGUAUUGCACCAGACCGGUUAAGGCUUUUCCGUCAACGGCUUGCUUCUGUCUUCUCCACGAAAUAUCAGGACGAAGAACAGGUGUUCUUCGCAGAGCUCUUGCCACAUAUAAAUGAGGGCUUGCCGACGAACACGCUAUUUGGUACGGCAGAGGCGACGGCCGCAUGCCAGGCCAUGUCAGACCAGAACGAGCUCAUGUUGAGCGAUGGGAUUGUGUACAAGAUUUAAAAUAGUGUUGCGUUAUAGAUUGGCUUUAUGUUG